AAAGAAACAAAAUUAGCGGCCAACGAGCGGUUUUGCAUCAAACUACUGGGAAGUUGAGCUUUGCCGAACUGGAAGAAAGAUUGAAAGAGCGUUUGGGUCGAUCUCCAACACGUGUAGAGAUGUUUGCCGCAUGCUUUACUCAUCGUGAUGGCAAUCCCUCGACUCAUGAAGCUGGAGUUGCACUUGCUCGAAUGAGAGAGCAACAGUCAAAACUGCCUCAAGGUUCAGAAGAUCCGGUUCAGCCCAAUCACGUUAUAGGCCAUGAUCCAUUAGGUAAGGUACGGUUCGGAUUCGGUGCAAAGGGAGACACUCCAAGUCGCGGUGCAUGCUUACAAAUGCUCUCGGAAAGCCAAGCAGCAAUGAGGCGAAUGGAGGAAAGGAUGGAUCAGUUUUCAAAAGUAAUCGAAAGAUUGCAGACGGAAAAAAUGCAGCCAGAGCAAAACCAAAAUGAUGUUCCUCCUACACGCACACCUAUAUCACCUAAUCAAUCUUCCAACUCAAAUAUCGUAGGAUACAAACUUCAGGUUGGAGAUUCUGUGUGCUUGAAGAGUUUGUUCGAUCCAAAGAAAAUUGUGGCCAGAGGCUGUCUUGAAACUGUAGAUCCGGAUGAAUACGUUGGAGGAAGACGACUCGGAUCAAACUGGUAUGGAGUUCAGAUUUCUGUUCCCAUAGAGUGGGAUGAAGAUUUGAUUAGGCCGUUUUCAAACUUUUCCACAAUCGGAGAAGCAGUAGGGAAUCGCGUCGCAUGGCCUCACCACCUGGUUACUGAUAAAUAAAGAUAUUCAAGAAAAGCAGGUUACUGUUAAAUAAAGAUAUUCAAGAAUAGCUGACUUAUCAUUUGGUGGAAGGCUUUGAAGAUGAAUCACUACAUUUUGAGGGCAUUCUGAUCACCAUUUAAAUAUUUAUGUAUGCUGAAUUUUGUAAAAAAUGGUUUGUGGGAUGUUAAAUUUUAGACCAUAUCUGUUAAAAAACAGAGGAUAUGUGUUAGAGUACUA
Salvia hispanica is the source of this 995-nucleotide messenger RNA. Lineage: Eukaryota; Viridiplantae; Streptophyta; Magnoliopsida; Lamiales; Lamiaceae. The record is from RefSeq and is a predicted model, not a curated record.